CCGGACUCUGACUGCGACAUUUACAACGAACAUUUAUGCGAUUCAAGGGUAAUAUCUGGGCAUUUUUCUGGUCGUAUCCCUCUGAGAGCGAAGAACGUAACGUUGGAUAGAUGAUUGGUUGGGGACGCUCACGGGACUACGGGUACAACUCGGCAUCAUGAUUCUGUCUUAACCCAUGGCUACGCCUGUGACGCUAUGGUGUGAAACCUGACCAUAUCUCUCAUGGCCACCACCCAAAUCUCGGACCGAUGUACGUACGACGCCCACUCGCUGUCCGUCCCCCACUUGCCCCGUAUUUCCUCAGUCAACGCCGCAGACUCUGAUCUUACUCUCAAGUCGUGCGACGGCGUCCUCUUUCGUGUACAUCGCAUAAACCUCGAGAUGCAUUCCCAGGUGUUCGCCAAUGCUGGAGGGUCGACGAUUCCAGAGCAACAGGAGGUCGUUACCCUCACAGAACGCGCUGAGGUGCUCGAGCUCAUGCUUCAGUAUAUGUACCUGCAGCGCCAGCCGGACUUGAGGCACGUCAAAUUUGAGGUGCUCAAGGACCUCGCUGAGGCCGUAGAGAAGUAUGAGAUAUACUCGGCCAUGGGUGUAUGUUCCCAGAAAAUGAAGGAGUCCAUAGCGAACCACCCAUUGGACGUGCUUCUUUACAGUGUUCGACACAAGUAUGAUGACAUCAUCAAUGACUGUGCCGAAGCUAGUAUCAACAUGUCGACGACCGACAUGCUAAGGUCUCUUCCUUCUGACAUAUUCGCCGCUUGGAUUCGAUACCAUCAGGAUUGGACAGACCUGAUGAACAAGGAGUAUACGCGCUUCGGUCCUACGCGACACCACAAGGAUGUCACCGUACAUCACUGUGAAAUAUGGGCAGAGAACUACGCUUGUAUCGCCCACGAGAUUGCAGGCAGACCCCAGAAUCUGCUCAAGUUACGAUCGCUAUUAGAGCGGAGGCAGCAAGCACUAGGGAAUCGCUGCGAAGACUGUAAGAGGGAGUUGGGAUAUUGGUACCAUCAGGCUAACAGGGACAGGAAUGACUUGCCACAGUUUAGCGAAUACCUUUAGCUUGUGGAAUGGGAAGAACAUACGUAUCAAAUAAUGUAACGGAAUAUACUGUAUAUGUAUACCAGUAGUUGCACAUGUGGAUGUUUUAUUACGGAGAUUCAACUUCAGGCGUUACUUAUUAGCAGCAAUAAGAAGUACGAUAAAAUAAAAGAACGAACUUGCAGGGGAGCCACUC
This is a messenger RNA of Guyanagaster necrorhizus, 1237 nucleotides long. RefSeq lists its product as uncharacterized. The record is from RefSeq and is a predicted model, not a curated record. Bases 223 to 1062 code for a protein of 279 amino acids. Gene Ontology annotation, molecular function: protein binding. The transcript has 3 exons. NCBI's taxonomy places the organism in Eukaryota, Fungi, Basidiomycota, Agaricomycetes, Agaricales, Physalacriaceae.